AUGGGAAUUUCCCUACUCAAUUCUAUUUUUGUUGAUGUCAGCAUUAUUGCUUUUGCGUAUCCGUUGAUGACGUCAUAUGAUUUCGUUUUACUUGUUUUUUGGGAUGAGGUGGUGGUGGAAGUGGUGGAAGCGAGCAUUUGUAUGGCAAACAAAAGGAUCAUUCCUACUUAUUUUAAUGAGGCUGCUGUGACUAAAAAAAGAAAGGAUUCCCACGGUUUUAACUCCAUUGAAGAACUUACAGCUAAUCCAGACUUCAAAGUGAGAAAAAUUCUAUCCUUCAAAUUGGACAUUGAUUAUAGAAUUAUUUUCAAAAUUGAUGUUGCUAAUAAAAUAUAUAGGCAGCUGGAAAAAGAAAUUAAGUAUUCACUGGACAGUAAAAUAAGGAUUUUUGGGAAUACCUUUGAUAUUUCUAGAAAACAAGUAGCAUUUGGUGACUUUGGCAUCACUUAUAACUUUUCCGGUGUAAAAGUACCUGCUCAAACAUGGCAUCCUUUGGUAUAUGAUCUUAAAAGAAUAGUGGAGGGUAUUUGUGACUGCAAAUUUAAUUUUGUCUUGGUAAACAGAUACAAGGAUGGAAAUGAUUACAUUGGUGAGCAUCGAGAUAAUGAAAAAGAUUUAGACAUAAACUUUCCAAUUGUCUCACUUUCUUUUGGACAGAAAAGAGACUUUACUUUUAAACAUCACUCAUCACGAGGAUCAAAGUUAAAAAAAGAUAUUCUAAAUGUGAAAUUGGCACUAGAACAUGGAAGUUUGCUAGUUAUGAACCCUCCCACUAAUACAUAUUGGUAUCAUAGCUUGCCUAAACGAUCUGUUAGAUCAUGUCCUAACCCAAGGAUAAACCUGACAUUUAGAAAAAUCAAGACUUAGUCAACUAUUUACUCAAUACAUCCAAGAAAAUGGAAUACUAAAACAUUUGUAUACUUAAUUAUUUUGUUUAAAUAGCUAAAAUUAAAUAGCUAAAAAUUUUUUACCUUUUUUUCUUAUUGUUACACGUGUCCAUUUUAUUUCUAUAUUAUAAUAU
Hydractinia symbiolongicarpus is the source of this 1021-nucleotide messenger RNA. RefSeq names its product DNA oxidative demethylase ALKBH2-like. The coding region runs from base 1 to 867 and encodes 288 amino acids. Gene Ontology annotation, biological process: DNA repair. The record is from RefSeq and is a predicted model, not a curated record. The transcript is spliced from 2 exons. NCBI's taxonomy places the organism in Eukaryota, Metazoa, Cnidaria, Hydrozoa, Anthoathecata, Hydractiniidae.